Messenger RNA from Dentiscutata erythropus, 1004 nucleotides. The record is from the annotation of a GenBank genome assembly. Lineage: Eukaryota; Fungi; Glomeromycota; Glomeromycetes; Diversisporales; Gigasporaceae.
GAAAAGAUGGUUAUCUUCACGGAAGAGGAGUAACUGAUAAUAAAGGACCAAUGCUAGCAGCAAUAUUUGCGGCCAGUGAAUUACAACAAGAAAAAGGAUUAAAAAUAAAUGUAUCUUUUUUAAUCGAAGGUGAAGAAGAAAGUGGUAGUGAGGGGUUUUACAGUGUUGUUAAUAAUUCAAAGGAAUUGAUUGGAGAAGCAGAUGUUAUUUUCAUCAGCAAUUCUUACUGGUAUUGUGAUCAUAUACCAUGCUUAAAUUAUGGCCUUCGAGGAGUUAUUCGCGCUACAAUUGAGAUCACAAGUUCAAAAAAUGACGUACAUUCAGGUAUGGAAGGUGGCGCUGUUUCGGAACCACUGAACGAUAUGAUUCGGGUAUUGGCAAAAUUGGUUUCUAACGAUAAUCAUAUUCUAAUACCUGGCUUUUAUGAUAAGGUCAGAUCGGUUACAGAACGUGAGGAAAAGUUGUAUGAACCUAUCGUUGAAUUAUGCGCCAGUCAAGCUCAAAACAAAAAUCCCAAAGAUCUUAAAAAUUUAUUAAUGUCUAGGUGGCGCCAUCCAACAUUAACAAUUCACAAAAUAGAAGUUAGCGGACCAAACAAUGCAACAGUAAUUCCAAGGUCUGCUAAAGCAACUGUUAGUAUGAGAAUUGUACCAGAUCAAGAUUUAGAAGAGAUUGUUUCAAGUUUUAAGCAGUAUGUUGAGUUGGUAUUUGAAGAAUUGAAGACGGACAAUGCUAUUAAUAUUACGAUAAAUAGUCUAGCAGAUUGGUGGUUAGGAGAUCCUGAAAAUCGAUUUUUUAAAGCUACUGAAGAAGCCGUUAAGCAGGAAUGGGGAAUAAAUCCACUAUACAUAAGGGAAGGUGGGUCGAUUCCAGCUGUAAGAUGGUUAGAAAAGAAAUUUAACGCGGUUGCCGUUAAUUUGCCUAUGGGUCAAGCAUCGGAUCAAGCACACUUAGUAAACGAAAGAAUUAGGUUACAAAAUUUAUACAAUGUGAAAAUAUGGUAG